Molecule: messenger RNA, 2307 nt
Organism: Ylistrum balloti
Lineage: Eukaryota; Metazoa; Mollusca; Bivalvia; Pectinida; Pectinidae
Product: receptor-type tyrosine-protein phosphatase kappa-like
Exons: 20
Coding region: 1-2307 (768 amino acids)
Biological process (GO): protein dephosphorylation
Molecular function (GO): protein tyrosine phosphatase activity
Source: RefSeq, a predicted model, not a curated record
AUGGAUACUUUGGACAAGACUGUACCUUCCAUUGUGAAACCAAUUGCAAAAUUUGCGAACGGAGUGACGGCAAUUGCACAGAAUGCGUGGAUGGGUUAUAUGGAAGUAAUUGUAGCAUACCAUGUGGACAAUGUGACAAAUGCAGAAAAGACACAGGACAUUGUCUCUCAGUUUGCAACAUUGGAUACGAAGGGGUUGUGUGCCAGACAAUUUCCUUCACAUAUUGUUUUACUGAAAGGAACAAUGGUACUUGAACCAUCUGGCGUUAAUGCAGGAACAGUUGUAGCCAUCGUUGUCAGCCUAUUAGUCGUAACAGCUUUAGUAGUCGUCAUCCUGUAUUUCAUCAGACGACGCAGACAAAAAGCAUCAGAGGGUGAAAAGCAUGAUGAUAUGGGCCUACAAAGGAUGGACAAAGAUAAAUUGAAUCGCAACAAUGACAUUGGUAAUGUCGAUGAAAUUGUGUAUACUAUUGCUGAAGACGACUCCGAUGUAGAACACGCUGUCCAAACUCAGACAGAACACGGAAGUGUCAUUUACGCCAACACUGGUGAUCAGGUUGACGAUACCACUGAAAUAACUUACCAUACUGUUGGUAUAGCCGUUGCCAAUCUUAAAGCCGUUGUAAAAACCAAGAUGGAUAACAAGGCCAAAGCACUUGAAGAUGAAUACAUGGCGUUACCAUCGGGGAAUCUCCACGCUCAUAACGUUGGGAAGAAAACUGAAAAUAAAGGAAAGAACAGAUACAAGACUACAUUUCCAUAUGAUCACUCUCGAGUGGUUCUUGAAAAAGUGGACGACGAUGAACAUUCUGACUACAUUAAUGCAAACUACAUUCAUAGUGUCAUUUCACCAGCACAGUAUAUUGCAACUCAAGGUCCACUCGAGAAGACUGUAGACGAUUUUUGGCGGAUGAUCUGGCAACAAGAAUCUAGCAAAAUUGUUAUGUUGACAAAUCUUAUCGAAGGGUCGAAGAAGAAAUGUGCGAAAUACUGGCCUGAUGAGGGAGAACCAUUGACGACCAAACAUUUCAGUGUUGUACUAGACCGAGAAAGAGUCUAUGCGUUCUAUGCGAUCAGGGACAUCAACGUAACAGAAAAAAAGACAUAUUCAGUGCGACAAGUUCAGCACUUCCAUUUUACCACAUGGCCUGACCAUGGAAUUCCAGAUUCAAACGAACUAGUCGUUUUUCAUCGGCGUGUGAUGCAACAGAACACAGGGAAAGGGAAGAUGGUAGUUCACUGCAGUGCUGGUAUUGGAAGAACUGGAACGUUCAUCGCUCUUGAUGCUUUGUUAAAUUACGGAAGAGAAUUCGGAACUAUUGACGUCAUGGAGUACAUUGUAACAAUGAGGAAGGACAGGAUCAACAUGGUUCAAACAAGUAGCCAGUAUAUUGCCCUUCAUCACAUCCUGACCGAAGCCUUUGACAUGCCGGAUACACUCAUAUCUCGGUUGAAGUACCAUACAGCAUUGGACAGUAUGCGAAGUGAUACAGCAGAGAACCAAACAAAGAUAAGGAGGGAGUACCAGUUAACACAAGUUAUGAAGCCAACCUACGAUGCACGUGACUACCAGACAGCCAUGUUACCUGUAAACAGGCAGAAGAACAGAAACUCGGAUGUCCUAGCAGUUGAUAGAUUUAGAGCCUACCUGACUACAUCGACCAGAAAUAGAACAGAUUACAUCAACGCAGUGAGAGUCCCUUCGUACCUGUCCAGAACUGGCUUUAUAGUUACCCAGACCCCAUUAGAAGACACAGUAGUCGAUCUAUUGACUAUGUUAAUUGAUUACCAAUGCGAUACCCUCGUCAUUAUUGAAAAAGACCGCGUGGACUGGUUGCCAGAGGAAGAUGGCGACAAGACUAUAGGAGCCUUUACACUAAAGCGUAAAGGAGGAUCACCAAGGCAAUCAAAUACAGAGUUUAUAGAUGUUUCUAUCUCAAAUCAGGACACUUCUUAUAAUGCUGAAAUUCGUGUGUUCCACGUGUCUGAUUGGAAUAGAGAAUUAUCAGUGCCGCCGCAUUCCCGAAGUAUUCUUCUGCUUCUAGAGCUUCUUGACAGGAGAAGACAGGGAAAUGCCCUGAAAACAACCGUAGUCAUGUGCAGAGACGGCUGUACCCAGUGUGGACUGUUCUGCUGUAUCAGUAAUGCCCGUGAACAGAUGAAUAUUGACGAUGAGGUUGACAUAUUUCAAGUUUCUAGACAAUUGCUGAUAAGACGCCCAGAAUUCAUCAUCAGCUUUGACCAGUAUCAGUCUUGUUACAAUAUGAUAAAAGAUUACCUAGACACCAUAGAAAUCUAUAUAAACUGA